UAUCCUGCUGACAGCUACAGGGACACAAACACAGAAAAUGCUGCUUGGAGACGAGUGUCCACGAUAGUAGGAUUGCCAGGUCAGUUUAGUAGUGAGCUUGUGCUAGAUGUGGCUAGUUAGCUAGCUUGCUAACCUAGCUAGCUAGCUUGCUGACCUAGCCAAUGAGGUGCGUGUGUGUGUGUGUGUGUGUGAAAGACAAAUUGUAAUAUAAAUUAUGCUAGUUACUACCCCUGAUAACUUGGCCAAAUAAUCAUGUUUGAAAGAGUGUGAGUGUGUAUGUGAGAGUGUAUGUGAGUGUAAAUGUCAGAUAAAUAGUAAUAGAAAUGAUGCUAGAUACUACCCCUGAUAAUUUGGUCAGAUAACCGUGUCUGUGUGUACAGUAGGUGACAUGUCCAUGAUAGCUAUCUAAUCACUAUAGUUAUGCUAGGUGAUGGUUUGGCUUAUCAUGUUCACGUCUAUGUAGAAGAAGACUGUAGGAGGAAGUGGAGAGGACCUUGGCGCUUCUGCCACAUUCUUUCUUUUCUGGAUCCAUUUAUUGUGCCUUGGGCAACGAGUGGCAAUUUUACAGCCAGACCCUCUACGUCAUCCACAAGUGUGGGUGCCACCGGUGCAUCAAGACCCUCUAUGUCAUCCACAACUGUGGGUGCCACCGGUGCAUCAAGACCCUCUAUGUCAUCCACAACUGUGGGUGCCACCGGUGCAUCAAGACCCUCUAUGUCAUCCACAAGUGUGGGUGCCACCGGUGCAUCAAGACCCUCUAUGUCAUCCACAAGUGUGGGUGCCACCGGUGCAUCAAGACCCUCUAUGUCAUCCACAACUGUGGGUGCCACCGGUGCAGCGAGACCCUCUACGUCAUCCACAAGUGUGACUACCGUCUCCACCGGUGCAUCAAGACCCUCUACGUCAUCCACAAGUGUGACCACCUUCUCCACCGGUGCAUCAAGACCCUCUACGUCAUCCACAAGUGUGACCACCGUCUCCACCGGUGCAUCAAGACCCUCUACGUCAUCCACAAGUGUGACCACCGUCUCCACCGGUGCAUCAAGACCCUCUACGUCAUCCACAAGUGUGACCACCAUCUCCAGCGGUGCAUCAAGACCCUCUACGUCAUCCACAAGUGUGACCACCGUCUCCAGCGGUGCAUCAAGACCCUCUACGUCAUCCACAAGUGUGACCACCGUCUCCAGCGGUGCAUCAAGACCCUCUACGUCAUCCACAAGUGUGACCACCGUCUCCACCGGUGCAUCAAGACCCUCUACGUCAUCCAAAAGUGUGACCACCGUCUCCACCGGUGCAUCAAGACCCUCUACGUCAUCCACAAGUGUGACCACCGUCUCCACCGGUGCAUCAAGACCCUCUACGUCAUCCACAAGUGUGACUACCGUCUCCACCGGUGCAUCAAGACCCUCUACGUCAUCCACAAGUGUGACCACCGUCUCCACCGGUGCAUCAAGACCCUCUACGUCAUCCACAAGUGUGACCACCGUCUCCAGCGGUGCAUCAAGACCCUCUAUGUCAUCCACAAGUGUGACUACCGUCUCCACCGGUGCAUCAAGACCCUCUACGUCAUCCACAAGUGUGACCACCGUCUCCACCGGUGCAUCAAGACCCUCUACGUCAUCCACAAGUGUGACCACCGUCUCCACCGGUGCAUCAAGACCCUCUACGUCAUCCACAAGUGUGACCACCGUCUCCAGCGGUGCAUCAAGACCCUCUACGUAAUCCACAAGUGUGACUACCGUCUCCACCGGUGCAUCAAGACCCUCUACGUCAUCCACAAGUGUGACCACCGUCUCCACCGGUGCAUCAAGACCCUCUACGUCAUCCACAAGUGUGACCACCGUCUCCACCGGUGCAUCAAGACCCUCUACGUCAUCCACAAGUGUGACCACCGUCUCCACCGGUGCAUCAAGACCCUCUACGUCAUCCACAAGUGUGACCACCGUCUCCAGCGGUGCAGCGAGACCCUCUACGUCAUCCACAAGUGUGACCACCGUCUCCAGCGGUGCAGCGAGACCCUCUACGUCAUCCACAAGUGUGUCUACCGUCUCCACCGGUGCAUCAAGACCCUCUACGUCAUCCACAAGUGUGACCACCGUCUCCAGCGGUGCAGCGAGACCCUCUACGUCAUCCACAAGUGUGACUACCGUCUCCACCGGUGCAUCAAGACCCUCUAUGUCAUCCACAAGUGUGACCACCGUCUCCAGCGGUGCAGCGAGACCCUCUACGUCAUCCACAAGUGUGACCACCAUCUCCAGCGGUGCAGCGAGACCCUCUACGUCAUCCACAAGUGUGACCACCGUCUCCAGCGGUGCAGCGAGACCCUCUACGUCAUCCACAAGUGUGACUACCGUCUCCACCGGUGCAUCAAGACCCUCUACGUCAUCCACAAGUGUGACCACCGUCUCCAGCGGUGCAGCGAGACCCUCUACGUCAUCCACAAGUGUGACCACCGUCUCCAGCGGUGCAGCGAGACCCUCUGUCAUCUACUAGUGUGA
This is a messenger RNA of Coregonus sp. 'balchen', 2498 nucleotides long. The record is from the annotation of a GenBank genome assembly. Lineage: Eukaryota; Metazoa; Chordata; Actinopteri; Salmoniformes; Salmonidae.